AUGAAGGUGGUAUCACUUUUUCUUGCAGCGUGUCUGGCAGUAUUGGGUGCUGUCAGUAAGGCAGUGACGGGGCAGCCUUCCGGUAAGGCCAUGACACUCAAGGGAGCUGAAACAUUAUGCAAUCUCAGUCAUGCCUUGAGGGCCGUGAGUGCUAAGACUCAGGACAAACAAAAGAAUGCGACAGAAAUGGUGGAUAAGUUUCGGGAGUGGAGACAUCGGCACGGUGUAAAGGGAAGGACAUGGAGGGCAAUAGUGCAGGGUUUGGAGAAGAUAGGUGUUGUUAAUGAAAGUUACAUGGAAGGUAUAAAGAAAACAUAUGCGGAAAUGGAAAAGAUAAUGAACAAUACAGACAAGGCUCUGCAGGUAAUGGAUACUAGUUUUUUAAACAUUGUAAGAGUUUCCUAUCAUGUUGUGAAUGCAUCACUGUCAAUAGGACAAGUGUUGAGGGAUCUGGUAGUAUUGUUUGAGCAAACAAAGGGAAGUGGAAACAAUUGGUGCUGUUUGGUGAAGGAGAAAACUGCCUCUUCAGGAAAUGGAUGUGGAAGUGGGAGCGGUAGUGGAAGUGAUGGCAAACACGAGUUGGCCGAGGCUCCAGAAGAGUGUAAUAUGUCUGUUACAAAGGAUAUGUCAGAUUAUGGUAUACUUGCCACGCUAGAUAAAUACACAAAUAACCAAGAUGUUGAAUUAACAGUUAACGCGUCACCGAACUGCUGGAUUAUGGGUACGGAAGAGGUUGCAAAUGGAGGAGCUGGAUCUUUUAUAGUGGGAACCACUGGAGGGUUCGUUACCUAUAGCCAAGGUUCUGCCGUUAUCCUGAAGUCUGGUGACAUGGUGCUCAAACUUAUCAGCAAUUACACUUCAAUCAGAGACGGAUAUGAAAGUAUUACAAAACAGUACCGUGAUGUAGAGCCAACUCUUACUUCCUUUUCUGAGCAUGAAAAUAAACUAAAAAAAUUGUUAACUCAGAGUCCGAUGGUGCGUAGAUAUUUCAAGGAGAAUGGAAGGAAACGCAAGGGAAGUGUCGAUGACGAUGAUGUUAUAGAUGAAGAAGGAUUUACAAUGAGGAAGCAACAUACCCUAAUGGGUUUAAUGGCUUUUGCAGCAGUUUUGGUUAUGUAA
Trypanosoma brucei brucei TREU927 is the source of this 1119-nucleotide messenger RNA. RefSeq names its product expression site-associated gene 11 (ESAG11) protein, putative. The transcript has a single exon. NCBI's taxonomy places the organism in Eukaryota, Euglenozoa, Kinetoplastea, Trypanosomatida, Trypanosomatidae. The coding region runs from base 1 to 1119 and encodes 372 amino acids. The record is from RefSeq and is a predicted model, not a curated record.